This is a messenger RNA of Periophthalmus magnuspinnatus, 12105 nucleotides long. It is a transcript of the gene pkd1b, whose product is annotated as polycystic kidney disease 1b. Gene Ontology annotation, molecular function: protein binding. Gene Ontology annotation, biological process: kidney development. The transcript has 42 exons. The record is from RefSeq and is a predicted model, not a curated record. Gene Ontology annotation, cellular component: membrane. The coding region runs from base 1 to 12105 and encodes 4034 amino acids. NCBI's taxonomy places the organism in Eukaryota, Metazoa, Chordata, Actinopteri, Gobiiformes, Gobiidae.
AUGGUCGUUCUGGAGAUACUGUGGAUGCUUUAUGCAGUUUGGAGGAUAGUCGCAUGUGCGGGUUCUUCCUGUCCAGUUGGAGCCCAGGUGGAGCUGUCCUCUCGGCGCUGUCUCUGGCUGUCCCCACAGGCCUUGUCCUGGUCCCAGGCUCAGGACGUCUGCAGACUUCAGGGAGGAGACGUGGCCAACGCUAACAGCAUCCAACUGCAGAGCUUCAUCCACCAUUCUUUUCCAGUAGCGGACAGUGAGUGGAUAUGGAUACAGAGUGGACAAAGUGGACUGACGCCAUCACGGCAGGACAGAGGCGAAAGAGAUGGAAUGUGCACACAGCUGGCAUUGGGAAUACUGGGAAAAAACAGGAAGUCUGCAUGUGACGGACAAUAUCGCUUCCUCUGUGAGAAACUCCUGACAGACGUGUUGCCGUCUCCGGGCAGUUUCCUGACCGGCCUGGUCCUCAUGACUGGAGUCUACACCCAGACACAAGUCCAGGUGCUUCCCAGACCAAGCGAAGUGGCACAGAGGACGGUGGAGAUGCAGCUGUUCCCAGGCCUGUGGUUCAGUCACGCCGGUCAGCUGUCCUCUGUGGAUUUGGUGGUCCAGCCCGGUGCAGACGUGACCGAGGCUCGAGUCCAGAUCCUUCGUCCCUACUGCAGCCCUGACCUUCACCUCGUACCUCCAGGCUGCAUGUCUCUGCUAAACCCCUUCAGCGUCUGCUCUGCCGUGCCCCUGUGUAACACCACCGGCGGCUGCGGCCUGGCUCUGCACUGGUGCCCCCUGCUGGAGACCUGCGUACCCAGCACCCGCCCCUGUAGUCCUUAUGACCCCGCAGCCCAAACGCGAGGCUUCACUCUGCCACCCAGACACCCCUCCUCCACGGCCACACCCCUGUACCACCUGGCAGCAGACCUCCCCUUCACAAUAAGCGCCAACUCCAAACCGACUACGCUCAGUCUGCUGCUCCCCUCCAAACCCAUCAUGGUGUACCCGGACGAUGUCGUAGCGAUCCAACACACCCGCCCUCCUGGAUCCUUUCUCCAUUGCACUUCGCCCAUAUUCUCUCCGGACUCCCCCUGGCGUCAAAGCUACCUGUCCCUAAGUGGGCCGGACUGGGGCGGGUGGCUCGAAGGUGGUCUCACGUCACCUCCCCGUGGAGCUCGAUGGGUCGACGAAGUAAUUUGCGAUCUCAAGAUGACGUAUGUGGACACGCUACAACACGGGACAGAAUUUGGAGAUUUCUUUGGCUACACCGAGACUACGACAUCCUCGGAUAUAUCCAGCCCUGCUCCAGAUUUUGACUCCAAAUUUGGUUUAACGGUUAUCCAUCCAAUGCCAGAUGCGAACAACAAAGUCCACAUUCAAAUUAACACCCCGAUUCUCGCAGUGAUAAAAAUCGAGUUCGGCGAUGACGCUAAAAUCUUAUGGUCUGGCCCGGUGCUCCAAUCAGACGUGGCGUUUUUGCAAUUUUGUCCCAAAGAAGUCGCGCAAACGUCGCCAUAUUGUGUUGAGUCCAAAGGUUUGUGGUUUUCUUCGGCGACCUUGAUGAUGCGUUCAGUCGGGGAGCGGACCAUGAGUAUUACCGUGGUGCGUUUAAAGACGUCGGAAAGUUUGGAAGUGAAAGUGUUGGGGUAUGAAGCGGUGGCUGGACUGAGUGUUGAACCGCAAGGAUGCACCAGGAUUAUUGUGGAAACAGCACAGACAUUUACAGCCAAAGUGGAAAGUGGAACCUCUGUAAAUUUCACAUGGGUGAUGGACGACGUAAUUGAUUCAGCACAUGAAGGAGAAACUUAUAAUGUUGUUGUGAAGAGAGCAGCUCAAUACCAACUCAAGGUCACAGCAUCCAACCCAGUCAGUUCACAAACCCAGUCCUUCCUCCUUUCUGCUGAAGAGUUCAUACCAUUUUCCGGCCUUGAGUUUGUGUCUUUCACUGAGAUCACGACUGUCGGAUCCGCACAACUGUUCACCGUGAAGGUCAACGUGGAUGUCUCCCUGCCGCUGAAAUUCAGGUGGGAUUUCAACGACAGCAUAAACGGCGGCGUAAUCCACAGUCGUUCUGCUCUUUGUGAGACACUGACGGACAGUAGAGUUACAGUAAUGGACAUCAUGGACUCUCAGAACUAUACCUUCUAUGAAUCGAACGACUACAUUGUGACCGUUCAAGUUUUUAACCAAUAUUCAAAGCUGGAAAGUUCAAAGAAGAUCAGCGUUCGAGAUAAGUUAAAAAAGAUCCUUGCUUCUACCUCCCCUGUGGUGCCAGUUGUCGACCAGAUAUUCCUCUUAGAAGCUUCAACUGAACCUAAAUCGAACAAUAUUCUCUACAAUUGGGACUUUGGUGACAGCUCCAGCGCAGUCCUUGACAACAAAAUCACUCAUAAAUUUGGAUCUCCCGGACACUAUAACAUAACCGUAUCCGCCAACAAUAGCAUUUCUGUCGUGACUUCCUGGAUAUUGGUGGAAAUUAUGGAAAAAAUUACCGGAUUAAAAAUCAGUUCCAAUGGGCCGACCGAAAUGAACACUGCGAUGGAUUUUAAAGUAGAUGUUGAAACUGGGACAAACCUCAACUGGAAAUUCGACUUUGGUGAUGGGUCGUUCCAGGACGACCUUAGACAUCGUUCAACUUCUCAUAUCUACAAAUCUCCGGGGAACUAUACCGUCGGCGUUACUGUCUCCAAUGCUGUCAGUGAACUUUCUCAUUCCGUAAUUGUGGAAGUCUACAAGCUUGAAAUCCAUGGAAUUUUGCCAACUGGUUGUGUCGUGCCCGGACAAAGCAUCCUUCUUGAUGCACUGGUGAACGGGAACAUCAGUACGUUAACUUUUCGAUGGUCAUUUGGAGAUGGAACGCCUUUACGUGUAGUGACUGGGAAUUCGUCAAUAGCACAUUUAUUCAGAAACAAAGGAUUUUUUCAUUUGAACGUCACCAUAGUUAGUUCUGUCGCAAGCGUAUCAUUUAGUACAAGAUUAUGUGUUGAAAACGUAAUUGCUAAUGUAGACUUGAGGCAAAAGAAAUAUAUAGUUGCAGUUGGGGUAGAAGCUUGUUUUGAAGCCAUAGUUCAUCCCGAUAUUCCAGAUGGUUUGCAGUAUGAGUGGACGGCCAGUGCGGUUACUUCCAUGACGCAAUCCAGUGAAAAGUGUUUUGUCUUUAACGGGGAAGGUAUUGAAGAAGUAGUAGUCAUGGUUGGCAAUAGUGUUAGCAAAAAGAUGGCUAAAGCUUUUGUCACAGUUCAGAAACCGGUAGGGACGUUUUUGGUGGAAUAUGGCCCAAAUUCGGCGGUAAUCAUCAACUCAAGGACUCAGUUUUGGGUUACGAAUUGCAAUGGGAGUAAUGUAACUGUUCAGUGGGACUUUGGAGAUGGUUCGCUAAUCGAAACUAGCAAGAAUUUGUCACAUGUUUUCGCGUCUACUGGGCAAUUCACUGUCACGGCAACUGCAACUAAUUUAGUCAGUCAAGAGUCUGCGAGGAUUCAAGUUACAGUUUCACCUCCCGUUUCCGAUUUAUCCAUUCAUACAAAACAAAUGUUUGUAGCAACAGGCGAAGAAACAAUCUUUAAAGCAGUUAGCAGUUCCAUAAGUAGCACAAACUAUUAUUGGACAGUGACCGGCACGACAUCGGCCAUGCAAGGAACUUAUGAGUUUAGGUUCAUGUUUGCUAAACCAGGAACGUAUCAAAUUAAAGUUAUAGCACAGAAUUUGGUUAGCUCGAGGGAGGCGUCCAUUACUAUUGAUGUUUUGGAAAGAAUUGAGGGUCUUGAGAUUGGCUGUGCUAGCUUAACUGAGUCAAAGUACAUAGUGACUAAUGAAGAAGUACAGUUUAACGCUUUUUUUAGCCAAGGAUCUAGCGUCACUUACAACUGGCUAGCUACACAGUACGGAGAAAAUAUAAGAACUACAGCGGAAACGGGAAUCUUGUGGUUGGUGGUUGGAAAUCCAGGAGAAGUAGCAAUUAAAUUAAGAGCUGAAAAUAAGCUAGGAGCUGCUACAUGCAAUAUUACUGUUGUAGCCGUGGAACGUAUAAAAAUGGGCAAAAUGGAUGAACAAAAACACAUUGUGCCAUUAAAAGAACGGGUUAAUAUUUCCGUAGUGGUACUUGCAGGUUCUGACUUGCAUUAUUCUUGGUAUAUCUACUCGGAUCAAUCCCCAAUCCAAACGCGUGUUCCGUUCCUUUUUCACAGUUUUACCAAGCUAGGCGAUGUUAGCAUGGUUGUUUCUGUUCAAAAUGUCCUUAGCCGAAGUAAUGUCUCUAAAAUGUUUGUCGUUCAAGAAGAAAUUGAAGAUGUCAGCUUCACAAUAACAGGGAAAAUAGAACCAUUUUAUGUCAAAACCAACACUAGCAUUGCAUUUACUGGGCAUGUAAAGAGUGGUACUAACCUGCAUUGGUGCUGGAAAAUUCAAGAUUGUAAUUCAUAUAAUUUUAAUAACUCCAAACAAAUUUUUACACAUAGUUUCAAGAAAUUUGGUAUCUAUUUUGUAUCAUUAAACAUUUCCAAUGGGCUUAGCUAUAAGAUGAUCGCAGACAAUUUGACAGUCCAAGACGGAAUCGAAGGGCUUGCGCUAAACGCUAGCAAGUUCUCUUUUUGCAUGAACGAGGGAGUCACUUUUAUGCCAACUGUUUUGCGUGGAACCAAUGUAAGCUACAUGAUUACAUUCAGACACAAUGGCGUUAAUAAGAGUUAUGAUUUUUUUGAGGAGUUUACGAUAUCUAGCCUUGCGAUUGGUACACAUUUAGUUAUAACAAAAGCAUGGAACCAGGUUAGCAUCGCUGAGGUAUCGAAUACCGUUGCCGUAUUUGAGCGCAUUCAAGGUUUGCGUUUUGUAAAUUGCUGCUUUGUGACACUAGAAGCUUUGAAGGAACUUGUUUUUACGGCAGUGAUUGAAAAUACGUACUUAAUCAACUAUACGUGGAUAUUUGAAUUAAAAGGAUAUGAGCAGAUCAAGUUAUUUGGACAAGACGUGACGUUUACUCCACCAAAUAGUGGCGUUUUGAGAAUAACAGUGGUUGCUAGCAAUGGUGCCUGCAGUGAAAAGCUAACCAAGGAUGCUAACAUUGAACUGCCAGUGACCAAGGUUGACCUUCGCAGUGAUUUUGAAAACAUUUUUUUAGAUUACGUGACCACUUUUACUGCAAAAGCAAAUGGAAGCAACUUGAACUACCAAUGGGACUUUGGAGACACAAGUAAGCUAGCGCGAACAAACUCAAAUAAAGUCAAUCAUACAUAUUACAAGGUCGGAAAAUAUGUUGUUACGGUCACGGUAUUCAACAAUGUUAGCAAGAUUUCCCAACAGCUUUUUGUGGAUGUACGGAAAAUAGAAUGUUCAGAUCUGCAAGUCUCGAUUGUCCCAAGUCAAAGCACCAUUUUCACGUCGAGACCUUCGUACUUUGAGGCAAUUGUGCAUAACAGUUGCUCCGCUUAUAAAACUACUUACUUAUGGGAGAUAUUUUCUUGCACUGACCUUAAAUUUCCAGAGAAAAAAGCCAACUUCCAAACUAAAGUGGAUACAACCUCAACUUUCCUCCAGCUCUUGAAGCACUCCCUGAAUGCAGGGCAAUAUUGUUUGGUUUUUACCGCUUUUUUAAGUGGGACGCCAGUUUACGUCCAACAAAAUAUCAGCGUUACAGUAGUGCAUUCGCAGUUAGUCGCUGUCAUUAACGGGGGAUCCGAAAGAACGUGGCCCAGCAAUCGAGACCUUGUCCUGGAUGGAGGCCAGUCCCGAGACCCUGAUGUGCGACCAGAGAUGGAGAAUGAACUGGAGUAUGAUUGGAUGGUCCAUGCACAGAAUGCCACAGACCAACACUUUGAACAAGUUUUUGGCAGAAAGAAUCUUACAAUGACUGUACCCAGCACCCAUCUUCACCCAGGGGUAAAUUACGUGAUCACCCUCACAGUGCACAAGGCCGGGAGGAAACCUGCGUCUACCAAUCAGACUAUAAUUGUGACUGAGAGCGCAGUUCCGGUGACAGUAGAGUGCACAUCUUGUCCUGCCUGGCCCUCUGGUCGGAUCAGCUCCUCUCGGCCCCUGAAGCUCCAUGGACAGUGUGAAGUGUGCAGUGACCAAGCGCAGUACCAAUGGACCUGUACAGACGUGAGCGGAAGAAACAUCGACACACGUGAGAUCUCUACUGGAAGCUUUUCUCCAAACCUGGUGGUGCGUUCAGGUGCACUGGACCCAGCUGAUACUUACACUUUCUCCCUGAGUGUAUCUGAGCCGCAGAGGGGUCAGUGGGGCCGGUCCAGUCUCACCUUCCUCCCCAGGCCCAAGCCCCAGGGAGGGCUGUGUGAGCUCAGUCCAGAGAGGGGUGUAGUGGCGCUGGACACUGUUGUCAGCUAUAACUGCUCAGAGUGGCAUCAUGGCGACAGUGAAGCUGCACAGUUAAUCUAUUCCUUCCAAGUGUCACUUUGCUCCUCGUGCCCCACUCUCACUCUGUACAGGGGAAUCCGCUCCACAUUUGGAAGUGUGGUCCCGGUUGGAAGUCAAACCCAAAAAAUCGAAGGAAGGUCAUUUAUCACCAUCUUGGUUUUAAUAGAAAACAACCUGGGUGCAAAGGUCACGGCUCUUAACAGAACACUGGAGGUCAGUUAUUCCAGUGACGCCUCUGGUGAGUGGCUGAGGAGCAAAGCCCAGACAGAACUACACGCCCUCGUCCAACAUGGAAAUCCUCAAGAGAUCAUCCCAUACUCCCUAGCGCUGUUAAGCCAUCUCAACCAGGUUGAGCCGCAGAACGUCCAGGAGGUCCAGCAGCGGAGACAAAUGCGUCAAAAUGUGACCCAAGCCCUGUCCUCGCUUUCUGUUUCCUCUCUGAACGACGCUGCUCAAAUCAGUUCAGCUUUGAUGCAGUCCACAGCCGUCCCGGGUGAGUUGGACAGUGCACUUUGCCAGGAGAAAGUUCUGGAAGUCGUGGGAAGAAUGAUCCAGUCUGUGGAAGCUGGACGCGAAGACGAUCCGACAGCUGCGCAAACUGGAAGCAACAUCCUAAACAUAAUCGGUAACACAUUGGCAGCAGUUUCCAAAUCCACAAGCGAAUCCAGUUCAGCUCUGUCCUUAUCCGCCUUGGCUCAAACUGGAUUUUUAGUGCGCACUUUAACACAGUCACAUGAUCACACCGAUACCCCUCUGUCCGUCUCCACACCAUAUAUCCGCGCGCUCGGUUUCCACGGCGACCCCUCGAACCUCCUCUGCGCCGGCCAAUCCGACGAUCACGAUUCAUGCCAGUUUGAAAUCCCGACUUCCCUCGCGCAGCACCUCGAAGACGAAAACCAUUCCCAAUUGGUCCAGGUUGUGUUGGGCAUCGGCGACGCUUUGGAGUCCAACCCGUUGCUAACAGCAGCCGACCCGCCUAUAACGACAGACGUGGUUGCCAUGGAGAUUAGCACGCCAGACGGGAAGCCGGUGAGCAUUCAGGAUUUGGAGACGGAGCGGGCGAUACGGGUCACGCUGCCCAGGAAGAAUCACGGCGGAAACAAAAAUGAGACGUGCCUCGUUUUGUCUCUGUCCCAAGAGGAGAAUCAGAUUAACUUUACUGUCAAAGAUCUGAAGGAGCUGGAUGAAAACGCAGGGGUUUAUAUGGCGUUCCACUUCAGCUUGGGGCCAGGAGUGCGUGCAGUGAGCCAGCUGCAUGUGCUGUUCGCCGUGAGCUCUGCAGUAGGACAGGAGAACGAACCCUCCAGCUCCAUGGUGUCGGACUGGGCCCUGUCUUUACCUACACCUGCUUCCUCCACCGAGAAAACCAUCUUCCUCUCCCCGCUGUUAAACGGCACAGACCAGCCCCUCUCUUUCUCCCUCACGUCUGCGUUUCUCAGCGGUGGUCCGGUCCAAGUGUCCGCCUGUGUCUUCACUGCCCUGUGUCGCUUUUACAACCAGACACAGGGCAGAUGGAGCAGUGAGGGUCUGCAGCCACUAGAGGGCACCACACUCCACCGAGCCCGCUGCCUCACUCAGCAUCUCACCAUGUUCGGGGCCAGUCUGUUUGUCCAUCCUGGAGCCGUGGUGCUGCUGCCGCCGUCUGGAGGUCCCGUGCGCACCCUGCUGGCCGGUGUGGUGUGUGCGGCCUUGGCCUUGCUCCACCUGCUGCUGGGGCUGGUCUGUCACAGGUUGGAUCACUGGGACCGUCUCAGACUCAGCCAAGUCCCUCUGUGUGGAAGACCUGGACUCUACCACUACAGAGUGCUGGUCAAGACCGGGAGGAGGCCGGGAGCAGGAACCACAGCUCACGUCGGCAUCAGCCUGUACGGAGCGACCAGGAGCGGCUCUGUGCACCUGCAGAGGGAGGGGGCGUUCCAGAGGGGAGGUCUGGACCAGUUUCACCUGGAGAGCCCGGUCAGCCUGGGGGAGGUGUGGAAGAUCCGCCUCUGGCACGACAACACAGGCUUGGACCCCUCCUGGUUUGUGCAGCGUGUGGUGGUGUGGGACCCUCAGACUGACAGCAUGUUCUUCUUCCUGGUGAACGACUGGCUCUCGGUGGAGAACCCCACACAUGGCAGCGUGGAGAAGGAGGUCCUGGCCUCGUGCCCAGACGAGCUGUCCGCUUUGGGCCGUGUCCUCUCCUCUCAGCUGCUCUUGGGGCUGGUGGACAGGCACUUGUGGUGGUCUGUUUGGGACCAUCCCGCGCACAGCCACUUCACCAGGGGCCAGAGGGUCAGCUGCUGUGCCCUGUCCCUGCACCUGUACCUGGCUCUGGGGGCACUGUGGUACGGCGCGGUGGGAUCCGUGGACCACAGUGGUCCUGUAUCUGCUCGUGUGCUGCUAACGACGGAGACGAUUGCCGUGGGGGUGAUUUUGGCGUUGCUGGUGUUUCCUCUGCAGUGCCUGCUCUGUUUCCUGUUUGGGAAGACGUACAGUCCGGUUUCCAUGGAGCUCUCUGUGCCGCCCUCGCCCCUGUGUCACUCCGUAGAGAUGGAUGUCUGUUUGGACCAAUCACGGCUCAGUGGACCGUCCUUCAUUUCACUGCCCGGCUCCUCUGCACCAAUCAGAGACAGCCCCUCGUCUUUCUUCGAGAUGGACUCAAGCCUCCUGGACUUAUGGGCAUCCUCUGGUUUGGUCCCGCGCUCCCCCAGUGAAGAAGAAGAGGAGGAGGAGCUGUGGCCAUCCUGUACCAGCCUGCUCUCUGCGCCUCCCCUGUGUGAAGAGGAGCAGCCCCCGGCCCUGGGCCCCGCUCGUCUGCUCAGGAGGAAGAAGGCCCUGAUGCAGCGACGCCAGUGCAGCUCCAGAGCCCCCCACUGUCCCCCCGCCAUCGGGACGACACUGAACAACAGCCCCGACGGUCCCGUUCAAGCAGGUCUGACCACGCUGCUCACGCUGUCUGAUGAGAACCUGAUGAUGUCCAUCGCUGCAGCGGAACAUUUGCCUCAUCCAAAGAAGAAGAACUCAGACAGCGGAAGAGAUUCUCCCACCACAACCUCCCCCUUAUCGCCUUUCCGUAGUACUUGCUCGAGCAGUUGGUCCGAGGACAGCGAGGUGAGGUACCUGUGGGAGGAGGAGGACGACCCAGGCUCCAGCGCUCUUCUCUGGGAUGGAGCUCUGUACAGAAGCGCCUCCGUACCUUCCAUAGACUCUGUGGCCAGCACCGUUCUGCCCAGCCCCCCGCCCGACUGCACCCGCUGCCCCUCCACCACGCGCAUAGGCGUACCUCGUGGUCCCCCGGGCUGGCUCCUGCCCUCCUGGACUCUGCGUGUAGUGUACCCCCUGGUGGCCGUGUUGAUUAUCACAUGCAUGGUGCUGGUUGGACUGUACGGCAGCUUCUUCUCCAGGCCCGUGCUCCUCAUGUGGCUGAGUUCUAUCCUCUCGGCCUUCCUCACCUCUGCUCUGCUGCUGGAGCCUGCAAAAGUGUGCGCUCAGGCCGUGCUGUGCUCUGUUCUCUGGAGGCCUGUGGACCCAGAGGUGGAGGAGGUCCUGUCCCAUCAGAGCAGUGUGGUGAGGCCCUUCACAGAGCACAGCGACACCAUCAGACCUCCGGGUGGAUACGGGCUGCUCCAGGCCAAACAGGAGGCGUACAAAGUCAGAGCACUCACCUCGCUCAUGAGGCACUGUGUGUGGCAGCUGCUGUUCCUGAUGCUGUUACUGAUGGUGAACUACCAGGACCACGUGGAGCAGCAGAAGGGCAGACUGCUGCACUCUGCCACCAAACAGCACCUCCACAGAGCGCCCAGGGGUGUGCCCAACCUCACAGCGCUCAGGCACUGGGCAGAUGCAGAACAGUGGGUCCGGGCUGUCUUGGUCCCUCACCUCCACGAGCGUUCCUUUCUGCGUCUGGCCGGGUUACCGUGGUUACAGUACACUCACAGCCCGGGACGAGUCGAAGGGUUUCUCCUGGGAAACAGCAGUGAGAGGAGCCUCCAGCGCGUCUCUGAGCUCCACAUGGACCAGUGGAGACACACAGAUUCUCUGUCAGUGCGAUGGACCCAGUACCACGCAGAGUCGGGCCUGUGGCUGUGUGCGGACGUACAGCUGCAUUUGACCCAGUUCCACAGACUGACCCAGGCUCUGUCCAUCAACGCUCUGCUCCUGCCGCCCUCCUCAUCUUCAACGCCGGACCUCCAGAUGACCCUCGCGGUGGUGCUGGUGAUGUGCGGGCUGCUCAUGCUGAGGGUGGAGCUGUACUCCGUCUGGACUGAGCGCGUGCGACCCGUGCGUGGGUGGAGUUGUUGGUUCCACUUCCUCUUGGCCUCGUUGUCCAUAGCAACAGGCGCCGUACAGCUACGUUUCCUGUCUGUCGCGCAAAACUGUUUGUUGGAGCUUCAGCGUCAGCCCAAUAACUUCAUCAGCUUUCACCGCGCGGCGCUUCUGUCUCAGAGGUCUUCAGAAUGUGCUGCUGUUCUGCUCACUCUGCUCGUUCUCAGGCUGCUGGGAACCCUUCGCUUCGUGCGGAGGUGGGUGGUGAUGGGCAGGGUGCUACACAGAGCCUGGAGGGAGCUCAUGGCCGUCGCGCUGCUACUAAUGCUAAUGCUGCUGCUCUGUACGCACCUCGCUAACACUGUGUUUGCCGACACAGUGGAAGGUUUCGUGUCCCUGCAGCAGGCGUUUGUCUCUGUGCUGUCCCUCCUGAGAGGACACAGGGCUGUCCACAGUCUGUGCAGGCUCCACCCACACCUGGGCUCUCUCUACAGCCUUCUGCUCACCGGAGGGACUCUUUGGCUGCUCGCUCGAAUGUGUGGAGCGGUUCUCAUUCGGGCGUACAGGUCAGAGAAGGCUGAGAUGUUUCGUCCAACCAUUGAACCCCAAGACUACGAGAUGGUGGAGUUCUUCAUCAAGAGGCUCAAACUCUGGAUGGGGCUGACCAAAGCCAAGGAGUUCCGACACAGGGUCAAAUUCGAAGGCAUGAAUGUCCCGCCUUCCCGGUCUUCGCAGACUUCCCGUCCGUCUACUGUCUCCUCCUCCGUUCCGUCAUUUCGCUCGCCAUCUCCUCGCCCGUCGUCGUCUUCUCUCUCAAUAAAGUCUGAAGAUUCAACUUCGUCCGCAACGAAAUCGGAUGUGCCACCCUCUCUUGACCGCCUGCUACCUAGCAUCACCGCUAUGCUAGCACAAUUCGACCGCGUGAACCAAAUAACGGAAGAAGUUUACCAGCUGGAAUUGAAACUCGAAGAUGUUCAGAUAAAAAGACAAGCUUCUCAGAUUCAAAAACACAUGGAAAAAUUGAGCGACGCUAAACCGGAAACGUCAGAUGUCGUUCGUCAAAGAAGAUCUGGUUUUCUUUACCCAAACGUUUCGCAAUCGAUGCCUUUUUUCUUCAAUCAAUGUACACGUAAUUCAACAAGUAUUCCUCCAAGAACUCGGAAUUCUGUCUCUGAAUCCGAAUCGUUCCCCCCCAAACCGCACUUACGUAGGAAUACUUUCGGAGCAACCAAACCUUCGUCCGUUAGCAACAGCCGAAGCAUGUCCCCAGCUGCCGGAUUCGUUCCACCGCUUCCCCGGAGAAGAGCGUGGCAUUCUGGGAGCUCGCAUUCGGCCGACGCAGCGCAGAGAAUACUACAAAGUUAUAUUUUUGUGAACGAGAAAGACAUUGGGGCUGCAGAGAGACCGAGGAGUGAAGACGGAGCGAGGAGAUGGAUCCUAGAUGGGAUUCCGAUGAAGAGGAAGGCGUGGAUUUUGGAGGGAGCAGAGAGUGAGCAGGGAUUAUAA